UUACUGUGUACAAGCAUCAAACAAGAAAUGCAGGCCUAGUACAAUAGUAUACAUCAUCAAUCAAAAUGUAGAAGUGAUUUGGUGGGCCAUGACAUGCAUAGUACACAGUAGAAAUGAACAGUAGAACUCAAGAAGUUUGACGGACCACAGUAGCACAAGAUUAUUUCUGAAAGAAGAGAAGAAUUGUUAGGUUGGUUGGCACUGAGAGAAAAAUGAGUGUGUAACAGCAAAGAGAGGUCUGUUAGAACAGUUGGCAAAUGUGUCAGUUAAAAAUUAGGAAAAAAAAGAAGAAAAAGUUAUGUCAAGCUUGGUCUUCAAGAGAAGAACAAGAACCUCUUCCAAUCUAGUGUAUGUAGUACUAGUAUGUGAAAUCAUUUAUUAAUUGGAAAUAUAAAAAAAGCAUAGUGUAUAGGAAUGAGUGUAUGUAUUACAUUAUUUUAAAGGAAAGGAAAUUACAAGGAGUAAAGUAUGGGGAAAAAAGGGGUAGGAUUAGGUUCUGUAAUAAUUUAAGCAACCAUUUCUGUAAGAGCAGUUGGCAGUAGUUAGUAUGUCUUUUAAAAUCAUAGAUGUCACCAUUUUGCUUGGGCAGAGUUCCUUUCUGUCAAAUAGCAAUCAAACACUUAGCUUCGGUUAAAAACAUUUCAUUGGGUGUUGCCUUUUUGAAGGUGCACACGAACUGAGUUCAGAACAACAUUUGUGGAUCCUCUUUGUAUUUUCUUGAAAAUGGGUACUAAGGAAAAUGGUGAUACUUCCUUCAAUUCCCUUUCUACAGGGAUGAUUAAUAGAGCAGAUUCAAUGAGCAAUGUUGACCCUUUUAGUGGUUCUGGUUGGGAUCCACUUCUUUCAUUGAAUCACAAGGGUAAUUUUAAAGGAUCUUCAGUUGUUGGUCACAAUGAGUUUGCUAAUUUGCCUUAUCAAUCAUCUCACUUUGUUAACUAUCCAUCUGAUUCAAAUCUGGUUGACAUGGUCCCAAAGAUUCCAUCUUUUGGAAAUGAAAGUUACUCAGAAUUAGUCAAUACUUUCCCUUUACAAGAACAGCUUAGAGGGGCAAAUUGUUAUGCUAACUAUGUCAAGAAUAGAGGAAUUGCCACUGAAGGAGAAUGCCAAAUUUCUGGUGAAGGUGCUGUGGAGGUUUCACCUAAUGGGAAGAGAAAAAUAUCCAAUGCCAACAAGACUGUUGAAGGGGAGCUGCAGAAGGCUCCAUCAAGGGAUAGUUCAGACUGUUCAAAAGAACAAGAUGGAAAAAGACUCAAAACAGACCAAAAUAAUAGCUCUAAUUUAAGGAGCAAGCAAGCAGGGAAACAAGUUAUUAAGGAUGACUCUGAUGGUGGGGAAAAUCCCAAGGAUAAUUAUGUUCAUGUUAGGGCUAAAAGAGGGCAAGCCACAAACAGCCACAGCCUUGCAGAAAGGGUGAGGAGAGAAAGGAUCAGUGAGAGGAUGAGAUUGCUUCAAGAACUAGUCCCAGGCUGCAAUAAGAUAACUGGGAAAGCUGUGAUGCUUGAUGAGAUUAUCAACUACGUGCAAUCGCUGCAACAGCAAGUUGAGUUCCUGUCAAUGAAACUUGCUACUGUAAAUCCAGAGCUGAACUUCGAUAUUGAUCGUAUUUUAUCAAAAGAGAUGCUCCAUCAGCAAACUAGCAAUGCAGCUCUUCUUGGUCUUGGUCCAGGGCUGAGUUCCUCUCUUCCUUUUCCUGGAAUUUCACAUGGAAGUUUUCAUGGUAUCCCAGGAACAACGCAACCCUUCCACCCCUUGCCCCAGAAUUUAUGGGACAAUGAGCUUCAAAGCCUUCUUCAAAUGGGAUUUGAUUCUACUUCAUCUAUGAACAAUAUGGGACCAAAUGGGCGGUCAAAGUUGGAUCUGUAGAUUUUUGGGACAUGUUUGUCAUAAUCAGAAGAUUCAAUUACCCCAAUUGACUGCAAAAUCUGUUUGCAUACCUGGACAGAAGAUAUAGUGAAAAUUUACUUUACUUUUCUGGAGUUGUAUAGGAUAUUAGCUCCUAACUCAUUUUGUGUUCUUCGAGUUUUAGCAGAAGAGAUUAUUUUAGAUUUUAAGAAAUGACUGUACAUUGAAAACAAGUCAUCAUUUGGGGAAAGAUAGCUUGUUUCAAUUAUGUUUGUGCAAGUGUAAGAAUUUGUUUCUAAGCUUUACGAGGAUUUUUUGAGAGAAGAACACUACUAAUUUUCUUGUAAAGUCUUGUGAUAUCGGAAAUGAGAUGGAAUGGUACAUCAAUAUAUUAGUGCUUUCUCUUUUUCUGAGACAAA
Lycium barbarum (goji berry) is the source of this 2261-nucleotide messenger RNA. Its product is annotated as transcription factor bHLH74-like. The transcript is spliced from 9 exons. Gene Ontology annotation, molecular function: DNA-binding transcription factor activity; protein dimerization activity. NCBI's taxonomy places the organism in Eukaryota, Viridiplantae, Streptophyta, Magnoliopsida, Solanales, Solanaceae. The record is from RefSeq and is a predicted model, not a curated record. The coding region runs from base 724 to 1863 and encodes 379 amino acids. Gene Ontology annotation, cellular component: nucleus. Gene Ontology annotation, biological process: regulation of DNA-templated transcription.